Schizosaccharomyces osmophilus is the source of this 1278-nucleotide messenger RNA. Its product is annotated as TREX2 complex subunit-like (poorly characterized, implicated in transcription or splicing). The record is from RefSeq and is a predicted model, not a curated record. Gene Ontology annotation, molecular function: double-stranded DNA binding; RNA binding. Gene Ontology annotation, biological process: post-transcriptional tethering of RNA polymerase II gene DNA at nuclear periphery; poly(A)+ mRNA export from nucleus; transcription elongation by RNA polymerase II. Lineage: Eukaryota; Fungi; Ascomycota; Schizosaccharomycetes; Schizosaccharomycetales; Schizosaccharomycetaceae. The transcript has a single exon. Gene Ontology annotation, cellular component: transcription export complex 2. The coding region runs from base 1 to 1278 and encodes 425 amino acids.
AUGACGACACCUCGGUUAAUGCCCUUGAAUAUUUACUUUUCUUCUAUCAAUAAUGCGGUUGCACGUUCGAACAGCAUGGUAUUGGCAAAAUUUCUGUCGGUUCCCUGGGGAAAAGAACUAGGCGACGUCCUAAAUUUCGACGUUCCGGGAACUUAUUCUUCCGACGACAUUUUAGGACUUACAGUGCAGCGAUCCAUCAUUCUUCAGAAUUGGAGUGACUCUGUUUUGCUUCAUUUAAAGGUAUUACUUGCCUUAUGCCGUGAUCGAGACCCAGUUGCUGCAUUUCGUCUUCAAGUAGAUCUUGCUCAAAACAUAUUUCGUGAAUUCUCUUCAGGAAAUUGCACUGGUGUUCAUUUGCCAGUACUGUUCAUAAUCUGCAAAGACUUGCGGUUUCUUGCUAUUCAUGCUCAGAAUACUAUGUCUGUUCGCAAUCAACAAAUGAAACUCAUAUCCAAUGAUCCUGUACAAGAAAAUUCACACCUCGAACUAGCUACACGACUGCUUAACAGGGCUUUUACAAUAUGUAUCAAUGAUCGAGCACCGUUAGCUAUUUCACGUAAAUGGGGUGCUUAUUAUACCAUGGGUUUGUUGUUCAAGUUAUAUUUACGCUUAGACUGCGUUCAUUUGACGAACAAUGUCUUGCGAGCAAUGAAGGUUGUCGAACUGCCAGACAUUUCUCUGUUUCCCAAAUCUCAUAUUGUCAUUUUCCGUUACUACCUUGGUAUCGUGGCCUUUCUAAAUCAAAGCUACAAGAACGCAUCUGCAGAGUUGGAAACCGCAUUUUCCUUAUGUCACAAGCAUUAUAACCGUAAUUUAGAAUUAAUCCUUUCCUAUUGGAUCCCCACUCGAAUUCUAGUCUACCAUCAACUUCCCAGUCCUACAUUUUUGUCUAAAUACCCUUAUUUAAAAAACAUAUACGUUCCGUUAUGUCACGCCAUUAAGAAAGGAAAUCUUGGGGCUUUUGGUCAAUGUUUAAAGAAAAAUGAAUCUUUGCUAGCCAAGACAAAGACCUACUUGACUUUGGAAGGGACUAGAGAUUUAUGUUUGCGAAAUCUAUUUCGAAAAACAUGGAUCAUUCUUGAAAAAUCAACUCGGCUUCCCACAUCCGUCUUUCAAACCGCUUUAAAAGUUGCUGGAUCUGAUCUCGAUUUACUACACGUUGAGGCUAUUUUGGCAAACAUGGUUAGUAAAGGCUAUAUGCGUGGUUACGUUUCUCGUGACCGUAUGACUGUUGUUUUGUCUGCAAAAGAUCCAUUCCCAAAAAGAACUCCAUUGUAA